UACAGUGUUGCUCGAAGUGAAACACUUUGUAUUAUCAAUGGGAUGCGCUACCUUAAGCUUGGGGUUAAAACGGAGGGUGGAUUGAAUGCAUCAGCUUCCUUUGUUGCAAAGGCUAAUCCUCUUAAUCGUGCACCCCAUAAACGAAAAAGUGAACUUCACCAUGCCUUGUGCAAUAUGCUUUCAAACAUAUUAGCACCACUUGCAGAUGGUGGAAAAGGUCAAUGGCCUCCUUCAGGUGUGGAACCUGCUCUUACUCUUUGGUAUGAAGCUGUUGCACGCAUUAGGCAGCACCUCAUGUAUUGGAUGGAUAAACAGAGCAAGCAUAUAGCUGUUGGUUACCCUUUGGUGACACUUCUUCUUUGUCUCGGCGAUCCUAAUGUUUUCCUCAACAACUUUGGUACCCACAUGGAACAACUAUACAAACAUCUUAAGGAUAAGAACCAUCGCUUCAUGGCCCUAGAUUGUCUGCAUCGAGUUUUGAGGUUUUACUUGAGUGUUCAUGGAGAUUCUCAACCUCCAUAUCGUGUGUGGGACUAUCUGGACAGUGUAACUUCACAGCUUUUGACUAGUAUCAGGAAAGGAAUGCUUACACAGGAUAUCCAACAUGAUAAACUCGUAGAAUUUUGUGUCACCAUUGCGGAGCAUAACCUUGAUUUUGCUAUGAACCAUAUGAUAUUGGAAUUACUGAAGCAAGAUAAUUUAAGUGAAGCAAAGGUUAUUGGACUUCGUGCUUUGCUUGCCAUUGUCAUGUCCCCUACAAGCCAGCAUGUUGGUUUGGAAAUUCUUCAUGUUCAGGGCGUUGGGCAUUAUGUUCCAAAAGUGAAGGCUGCAAUUGAAUCUAUUCUGAGAUCCUGCCAUAGAGCAUAUAGUCAAGCCCUUUUAACUUGUUCAAGGACUGCAAUCGGUAUUGCUUACCUACCAAAAUUUAGUAUUAUUUUGUUUACUUUGGUCUGUCUAUGUUCUUCUAUCUUAUAG
This is a messenger RNA of Coffea arabica (coffee), 975 nucleotides long. The record is from RefSeq and is a predicted model, not a curated record. Lineage: Eukaryota; Viridiplantae; Streptophyta; Magnoliopsida; Gentianales; Rubiaceae.